AUGUCCUCUGCGAUGGGCCCACCGGCUAAACCGCCGCCCAAACUGACUCCUAAAGACCUUGAACACCACAAUGAAUAUUAUGAUAGAAUUGGGCGCUACAAAACCACGGAAGAAAUCGAAAGUGAAGGAAAAUCCAUCCAGUCUUACUGGGUUGAGAUCAACGAAGGGAGGCCUUAUGAAUGGAAGCGCCCUCCAAGCAAAGUCCAAUCACGCUUCACUGUUCUUAAAGAAGAGGGAAAAGAAAGGAAGUUUCCGGAAUACGACGAUUACUGGCACACAAAGCUGUUGGAUGACCUCAACCAGGCUGGUGGUGUCAUCAGAAACAUCGUAGCAAUGGAUCUUGGUAGUCUUUGCUACAGCGAAGACCACCAAUUUGAGAUCGCCGCGCGGGCACAUCUGUUCGCUUUCAACAUUCUCAAGGUAUUGUCCGACGCGGCGAACAAAUCCAAGGAGUCCGGAAAAGGCGAUCCACUAAGGGGGGCUGUUUUCGUCUGCGAGGAUGUCCGCUACGGCAAAUAUGAUCUCAACUUUCUCCACACGGACUACCUGAGCGAUGGACGGGAGGGAUGGCUCAGUGACAGGCGCAUCAGACCCUACACCAGCAACGAGGGUAUGGGUUGGUGGGGCACUGACGGAGGCAACGGCGACUACAUCUUCAUCACCCUCAACCCGAUGAAUCCUAUUCGCCAAUAUCUUGCCAGGUUACUCUCUAAAACCGAGAAUCUGACUGACAGUGAAAGAGCUGCAGAGAAAGGGAUACUUAUGGGGAAGCUUAUCAAGCCUCGCGCAAUCAUUUGUCGAGAUGCAAAUAAGUCAGGCGAAUACCAAGAUCCGACCGAUCCCCAUGUCAAGGACUGGUUCAAAAAGUACUACGACCAAGUACAUAAGUUUGAGGACGAGAAGAUAUUUGGGGGAGACAUCUGGCUCUACACCUUGAAGCCUAAUGUUUAG
This is a messenger RNA of Alternaria conjuncta, 951 nucleotides long. RefSeq lists its product as uncharacterized. Bases 1 to 951 code for a protein of 316 amino acids. The record is from RefSeq and is a predicted model, not a curated record. NCBI's taxonomy places the organism in Eukaryota, Fungi, Ascomycota, Dothideomycetes, Pleosporales, Pleosporaceae. The transcript has a single exon.